AUGGGGAAACAGCCAGCUGUAGUCUUUGUCGUCCGUCACGGCGCCCGUCUUGAUCAGGCGGAUAGGAAUUGGACCGCCACUGCCGAAGCCCCUUACGACCCUCCUCUGUCCUAUGGCGGCUGGAUCCAGUGCCAAACCUUGGGUUUGAGGAUCAACAGUGAACUGCAUAACCUCAACAAGCAAUCCAAACCUCAAAGUGAGGGCAAGGAAGACGGUGUGCAAGAGGCUCAGCCUCGCAAGAGACGGAAGAUUAUCAUCCACAGUUCGCCAUAUCUGCGAUGUGUCCAAUCUUCUAUUGCGAUUGCCGCGGGCAUACAACAUCCUCAGAACCACUCUCGGCCGCACAUGAAGUCGCGCCAACUCUCGUCCCGCUCUAACCUCUCGCCCAUGGACGAAGCGCUGGACACGGCUGCGGACUCGAGUGAAGUUGACCGAGCGUCUCUCGAACGCGUAACGAGCAACGACAAGGAGCACACAAACCGUCUUGGCUACAACACCUGCAAGUUGCGCAUUGAUGCAUUUCUGGGGGAAUGGCAAUCUGCCGGCUAUUUCCAAGAAGGCUCUGCUCCUCCCCCUUCCGCCGUCCUCGUCUCACAAGCGAAGAUGAGCCUACAAACCCCACAAGAAGAGAUUAAAGGCGCCGAUCUCUCAAGUUCCCUCGCCUUUAACCUGCCACCAGUCGACACGGAAGAGGCAGAAAUCGAAAUCACACCUGUACCAGUCCAUGAAAAGACCGGCUUACGGGCUAUGGCGGCCGUUGGCCAUUCUCUUCCCAAGCGUCCACGCAAUAUCUCUUUUGCGACCGAGUUAGCAAAUGGUGCGCGGAUAUUGAACAGAGCUCUUCAAGGACCUUUGGGUUAUAGCCCUCCCAUGCCAAAUUAUGCAAUUGGAUCUUCUGACAAAAUCCCCCCGGGAUUUGUGGCUCAUGCACGAGAUGCUUGUGUAGAGAUUGACCGGGACUGGGACAGCCAGAAUGAACCACUUGACUGGGGCGAUGGUGGGCCCUUCGACGAGGAUUGGGGGAAAAUGCAUCGAAGGUUUCGCAAUGGUCUGCAGAAAAUGAUUGCAUUCUACGAGAGCCAGAAUGACGCAGGUGGGAACAACCGUGACGAGCAAGAUGACGACGAAGAACUCGUGGUCAUUCUGGUUACCCAUCAGGCCGGCUGCAAUGCUCUGAUCAGGUUGCUUACAGCCGCACCGGCUUUGCGCGACGUGGGCCUUUCUUCCUUGUCUAUGGCAGUGAGAAAAGAAGCCCAGCAAGCUCCCUCGGAACCAUUGUCUCCAACACGCAGAAGAGGAUCUCUGGAUUUGACCAUAUCGGAGGACUACGACAUGAAAAUCAUAGCAUCUACUGAACACCUCCGUGCCCCGUCCAAUCCACUAGGCUUGAACUCACCUCGGCUUGGAAAGUCACCGGCAUUUGCCAGUCGUCGAGCUGUUGGAGCCGAUUCCCCCGAAGGACUCAGCCUAGGGGAGUCAGUGGCGCCGCGCGGCUCUGCAUCGCUGAUGCCUGCUAGAAGCAUAAGUCAGAGAUCCCAUGCAGCAGACACAGUGGAUGAUGAGCCUCCCACGGGACUGUGGCGGCGAGGAAGUCGAUACUCCCGCGACGAGACGACCGAGUCGUCAAGUGACGCUUUCGCAACACCAAGUUCGCUCAGCGUCGGUUGCUCAGACAGUAUACAAGAGGAGUUCACGCUCUGGAGCGGUCGUGGCAGCGGAGUGAACCUGAAGGUCAUGGGCAGUGACGAGAAAUCAGGCUCCUCCCCCCUCUUACCUGUCCGUAGCGCGAGUCAGGCGGGGCUUUGGGGCGGUGAAUCUUCAAUUAAGCGCGAGAGGAGUCCCGGGAAGAGACGGUGGACGGCCGUCGAGAGAUCCCCGUGA
Molecule: messenger RNA, 1881 nt
Organism: Cladophialophora bantiana CBS 173.52
Lineage: Eukaryota; Fungi; Ascomycota; Eurotiomycetes; Chaetothyriales; Herpotrichiellaceae
Exons: 2
Coding region: 1-1881 (626 amino acids)
Source: RefSeq, a predicted model, not a curated record